Molecule: messenger RNA, 1785 nt
Organism: Melanotaenia boesemani (Boeseman's rainbowfish)
Lineage: Eukaryota; Metazoa; Chordata; Actinopteri; Atheriniformes; Melanotaeniidae
Gene: cnih4
Product: cornichon family AMPA receptor auxiliary protein 4
Exons: 5
Coding region: 60-479 (139 amino acids)
Biological process (GO): endoplasmic reticulum to Golgi vesicle-mediated transport
Cellular component (GO): COPII-coated ER to Golgi transport vesicle; endoplasmic reticulum membrane
Source: RefSeq, a predicted model, not a curated record
CGUGCCAAUUAAUCAACAACUACCCGGAAAUAAGAAUGUAUGACAGAAGUUAGGGAAAAAUGGAAGCGGCGGUGUUCAUCUUGUCUCUGGUGGAUUGCUGUGCUCUGAUUUUCCUCUCAGUUUACUUUAUUAUCACCUUGUCUGAUCUUGAAUGUGACUACAUUAAUGCAAGAUCCUGUUGCUCCAAGUUGAACAAAUGGGUCAUUCCUGAGAUGGUUGGCCAGUGUCUCUCCACGAUGCUGAUGCUGGUCUCCAUGCACUGGUUCAUCUUCCUCCUCAACCUGCCCGUUGCAGCCUGGAACAUUUACAGGUACAUAAAGGUUCCUAUGGGAAACAUGGGCGUGUUCGACCCCACUGAGAUCCACAACCGAGGUCUGCUCAAGUCCCACAUGAAGGAAGCCAUGAUUAAACUGGGCUACCACCUGCUCUGCUUCUUCAUCUAUCUGUACAGCAUGAUCCUGGCUUUGAUCAACGACUGAAGCUCUCGGUGAAAUCUCCAUCUCCAGCUGCCUCCUCCUGGAUCUGCUGAUGUGCUCCUCACAUCCUGUAUCAUUAAAGCACCAUAUAAAACCCCUCAGAACACCAGCAGGAAACAGUCUCGUCAAAAAUCAGUUUGGAUACGAUAACAGAGUUAAUCUCAACACUUCAACUCCCUGGACAUUACACUACAUACACUCUCUUCUUCUAUGGAAACUGACAAAUGACCUGCUCAUCAGGUCAUACAGAACAUACAAACAUACAGAACAUACAAACACACAGAACAUACAAACAUACAGAACAUACAAACAUACAAACAUACAGAACAUACAAAAAUACAAACAUACAGAACAUACAAACAUACAGGACAUAUUGGACACAAACUGCUAAAAAUUCAUUGUCAUAAAUCCUUGAGCAGAAAUCUAAAAGUAAAGACUGAUUCCAUUUGGGGGGAAACUUCAUCACAGCUGAACUUCAUCAUAUGGGAGUGAUCAGCAGUUGUCAUGGUAACAUCACAGUGUUUAUGCAGUAAGAAAUGUGGUUUACUGAGAAUCAUUUUCCUGACCGUAACGAUUCUCAUGUUUGAACAUGUUUUCUCCUUCAGGAUGGGUUGGAUGUGUCACAGCAGUGGUUUUGUUUUGUUUGUUUGUAGCCCCCCCCCCCCCCCCCCCCCUCCUCUUCCCCUUCCUGCUCCCGAUCCCUUCCAGUUUUCGUGAUGUUGGAGAUGACUGAUGUCUUCCAGCACAGACCAGUUUUCUCUUUGUCCUCCUGUCAGAAAACAUCUGAUCAGACCUGUAUAUUCUGUACCUGUAACACUCCAUUUUUACCGUUUGCUGUAUCAACGUCUCGCUGCUGUGACAUGACAGCAGGUCGUCAGGAGAGAGGAAGAAAUAAAACUGACUUUCACAGGAUGUCGCCGUCCAUUCAUUAGCUGAUAAUGACCACUGUAUGUGACGCUCUGCAUGUUCUCAAUCUGCUGUUUCACCCUGAUCUGUUCGUUAGAGAUGUUCUGUUCUUUCCCAUCUGUUAGCUGGGCAAAAACCAGUUUCUGAGUGAUAUAAGAGAAAACCAGCUUUCUACUGGGAGAAAACCAGCUUUCUACUGGGAGAAAACCAGCUUUCUACAGGAUGAAAACCUGUUUCAGUGAUCUACUGGGAACAAAACAGCUUUCCACGUGAAGAAAACCAGUUUGAAUGGUUUACUGGGAGACAAACAGAUUUCUACUGGAAGGAAACCAGUUUCUGAACAGUUCAUGUCUGGUUUUGUGUUAUUGGACAGACGGAUUUCUAAAUAAAAGCAAACUGAUUU